AUGCAGCAUCAUUAUCUCAGUAUUCAAGUAAAAUAUCGAUUCAAGCUAAAAAGAAGUGUUUUGUAUUGUGAUCAGUGUACGGGAAUUUGCACUCACAGAAAGUGGCAUCAACAGCUGUUUGAUGAUAGUUACUUUCAAGGUUGUACGGUCUAUAAUAUCGAUUACAGUCAACUAGCCAAUAUCAGUUGGGGGGAAAGACCUUCAAUAACAACAACAGAGACUGCUCCAUGUUUAUACGGUAUUCAUUAUUCCUUUGAAGGUCAAAAUGUGGCAAAAAAGUUUGAUAUAGGUUGCACUGAUGGAAAGCUUUUCCCAAGUACAUGGCAGUCUUUAAGUAUCAUUGGAAGAGUAGUAGGGUACUUGGUGAUGGGGACAUUAAGUGACUGGAUAGGUCGGAAAACUAUUCUCUUUAUUUCCUGCAUUUGUUUGCCCAUCACAGCCAUUCUUAUUGUUGUAUCUAACAGUUAUAUAUUAUUCAUCAUUUCCAAUCUCAUAAACAGUUUUUUCAAUGGUGGAUUAGCAGUUCUUUUUAUUUUAAUUAUGGAAAUUAGUGGUAAUAUUCAUAGAUCUGGAUUUCUAGCAGUUGGUUGUUGCUGUUUUGCCUUAGGAAUUGGACUGACACCAAUGAUCAAUCAUAUUAUCAAAUCUUAUGACAUAACAGUUUUAAUUAUUAAUUUAUUCUUCUUAAUAAUUCUUUUAUUCUAUCGUAUCUUACCUGAAUCACCAGCUUGGCUUUUUGUUACUCAUAAGAUCAAUGACAUUCAAGAUAUUCUAGAAAAAGCUGCCAAGAUUAAUAAGUCUUAUCUUAAUCCUUAUUUAAAGCUAAUUUACGCUGAUAACAAUGACAGAAAUAAUCAGCUUCCAAAAAAGAGAAUUUUUAUUUGGGACAUCGUUUUCAAGCCAGAACUAUCAUAUGAAAUUAUUGGAAUUACUUAUCUAACCGCUUUAUAUGGUCUUAUAUUUGGGUCAUCAUAUUAUUCAAUCUUGGAAGCAUUGUCCAAGUCUUAUCUAGCAAACAGUUUCAUCGCACUUGCUAUUCUAAUUGGAAUGUUAUGUGGACAAAUUUGUUUAUUUCUAAUGGGUCAUAAAAAAAUACUUCAAAUUUCUAUUUACUUAGUAUUCUUAAGCUCUGUCUUACUGGGCAUUGAUCUCCACGAAAUGGAGCCAUUAAAUACUGGACCAACUAUAACAUUACUUCUUGCAAAUAUUUCACUUGUCAGUUUGAGCUAUGGGGUUCUACUCAACUACAAUGUAAGAACUAUUCCAACAUUAUUGCGUGGAACUUUUUCUGGAAUUUGGAGAGCAGUUUGGGCAAUAUUUGUCUGGCUUGGAAAUCAUAAUCACAUCAAGUUUCCAACUCCGACAAUCCCUCUUAUCCUAACAUGUUUAGUUGCUGGACUAUUUUGCCUUAACUUUAAAGAUGUACAUGGAAGAGAGCUACCUGAUACGAUUCUGGAUGCUGUCAAUUUUAAAGUGUAA
This is a messenger RNA of Chelonus insularis, 1479 nucleotides long. RefSeq names its product solute carrier family 22 member 4-like. Bases 1 to 1479 code for a protein of 492 amino acids. The record is from RefSeq and is a predicted model, not a curated record. Gene Ontology annotation, molecular function: transmembrane transporter activity. Gene Ontology annotation, cellular component: membrane. Gene Ontology annotation, biological process: transmembrane transport. The transcript is spliced from 3 exons. Lineage: Eukaryota; Metazoa; Arthropoda; Insecta; Hymenoptera; Braconidae.